UCCCUCUCCCAAUCAAUCUAUCAGGCUAUCAGCCCUUGAUCAGUAUCUCUCCUCUCUCAUUGUGUCCAUCAUCUCAGCUGGGUAGAAUUAUAAUUUUUUGAAUUAGGUCUAAACACUCUCAUAAUUGUCCAUUGAUGAUUGAUCAUCAUUUUCCAUUGUAGGAGACUAGUAGUAAGAGCCGCCAUUCAUCUUCUUUUACCAGGGAGUGAACUUUCAGAUUUCAAUGGAAGACCCUAUUGAUGAUUUAGCAACUGCAAUUAAGAGGAAGUGUGAUACACUCCCUCCUUUAUCCUCAAAAUGCUGUAUUUACAGAAUCCCUAGAAACCUCCGUAAAGUAAAUGAAAAUUCUUACACUCCUUCCCUAAUCUCUAUCGGCCCCUUCCAUCGUGGCAAUCCAAAGUUUCAUGCCAUGGAGGAGCAAAAGUUGAGAUAUCUACAGAGAUUUCUUCAACGAAGUAACAGGGAAUUGGAGGACUAUCUAAGUGCGUCGAUGAAGUGGGAGAAGGAAGCUCGGGAUUGUUAUUUAGGACCCAUUGAUUUAUCCAGCUUAGAUUUUACAGAGAUGCUUGUGCUUGAUGGCUGCUUCAUAAUCGAGUUCUUUUUAAGGUGGCGUGGAGCUGCUGAUAUUGAGCCCAACGACCGUAUUUUCCACAGGCCAGCUCUAAGCCAAGCUGUAUUACGCGAUCUUAAGUUACUAGAAAAUCAAGUCCCCUUUUUCAUCCUUGAACUAUUAUACAACAUUGCUUUCGAAGACAAUGAAAAGGAGAAGGCUCAUGGCUUCAUGAAGCUCACUUGUGAAUGCCUGAUAAAAAACGGAAAAUUUCCUCAGCAUUUCCAGAAGACAAAAGUUCUGCAUUUGGUUGAUUUUCUUAGAACUUACUACCUACCACCCGAAAAGAAAGAGAUUUGCCACGACAGUGAAGAUUGGGAAUUCCCAGAUGGAAUUUCUGAGCUGUAUGAAUCUGGCGUAACCUUACAGGCCGAUAAAGACGACAAGUUCCUCAACAUCAAAUUUGAAAACGGAGUCCUUCAUAUACCUGAACUGAUGCUUCAAAAUCACACAGAAUCUCAACUCAGAAACCUGGUCGCCUUCGAGCAAUGUCAUUACCCUCGGGAAUCCUUUGUGGUUGAUUAUGUUCUGUUCUUGGAUAGCCUCAUCUACGACAGGAAGGAUGUCGAAGUGUUGGUCAAUCAUGGGAUUAUCUUAAACUCCCCGGGUAGCAGCGAGGACGUUUAUAGACUCUUUAGCAAUAUUUCUAAGGGAACAACGUAUUCUCGUGGAAGCUUCUAUUAUGCUGAUGUCUGUAGGCGACUCAAUGCUUAUUGCGGUACUCCUUGGAAUAGAUGGAAAGCAAUACUUCGGCAAGAUUACUUCAGUAAUCCAUGGUCCAUGAUUUCCACCAUUGCUGCUAUAGUUUUGCUUAUUCUUACUGUUAUUCAAACUUAUUGUGAUAUUAUUCAACUACAAUAUUGAAUACCCCAAAAUUUUCUUGUGCACCCUUUUAAAGUCUUAAAAGGGUGCUGAAUUUCAGAAACAGUAGUAAUAAUCCCUGUAAUAAUUGAGGACUAACCCAAAAUACUCUGCUGUAAUCAUAUUUGAUCAAAUAUUUUGUAAAAAAAUUGGUGCAGUAUGACAA
Amaranthus tricolor (Joseph's coat) is the source of this 1637-nucleotide messenger RNA. RefSeq names its product UPF0481 protein At3g47200-like. Lineage: Eukaryota; Viridiplantae; Streptophyta; Magnoliopsida; Caryophyllales; Amaranthaceae. The record is from RefSeq and is a predicted model, not a curated record. Bases 224 to 1474 code for a protein of 416 amino acids. The transcript is spliced from 2 exons.